This is a messenger RNA of Diaporthe batatas, 987 nucleotides long. RefSeq lists its product as uncharacterized. Bases 1 to 987 code for a protein of 328 amino acids. The record is from RefSeq and is a predicted model, not a curated record. Gene Ontology annotation, molecular function: NAD binding; oxidoreductase activity, acting on the CH-OH group of donors, NAD or NADP as acceptor; NADP binding. Lineage: Eukaryota; Fungi; Ascomycota; Sordariomycetes; Diaporthales; Diaporthaceae. The transcript is spliced from 4 exons.
AUGGACAGCCCGACCGAAACAACUGCGAAUGUGAGACUGGGCUGGAUCGGGCUCGGCUCGAUGGGCUUGGCCAUGGCAACGAACCUCCAACGCCACCUGUCCAAGCUCGGCGCCCCCGGCGUGAAUUAUCACAAUCGAACAAUGGGCCGCGGACAGGCGCUCCAGGCCCUGGGCGGCGUGCCAUGUGAGAGCGUGGCGGAUCUCGUGCCACGGGCAGACGUGAUAUUCCUCUCCCUCAGCGACGACUCUGCACUGGCAGCCACCCUGGACGCCAUGCUCGGCCCCGGGCCCGCCGGCCUGUCCGGCAAGGUCAUCGUGGACACGUCAACCGUCCAUCCGCGGUCCUCGGCAGAGGCCCAGGCGCGGCUGCGCGCGGCGGGCGCAGAAUUCGUCGCGGCGCCCGUCUUCGGCGCGAGCCCGGUCGCCGCCGAGGGGAGGCUCCUGUUCGUACUGGCCGGGUCGGAACUUGCCGCCCAGGUGAUCAGCCCGUACCUGGUCGGCGUCAUGGGCCGGGGUGUCAUCCGCCUUGGUGAGGCGGCCAAGGAGGCUAGUCUGCUGAAGACUGCAGGGAACUUCAUGACCGCCGCGAUGAUGGAAGUCGUUGCCGAAUCACACGUCUUCGCAGAGAAGACCGGUCUUGGUAGCGCCGCGAUGGAAUCCCUGAUAGAGCAGCAAUACGGGCCCCUGGCGCUCUCCAUGUCCAAGAGGCUGACUACCGGUGCCUACAUGCCAGCAAGGGACCAGAGACCCUGGUCGGACCUGAACCUCGCUCUCAAGGACGUAGGGCAUGGCAUCGCAUGUGCCCGGGACGCCGGGGCGGACCUGCCGGUGGGCGAGGUGGUACUGAAGCACCUCGAGCAGGCCAAAAAGUUCUCUAACGCUAUAGAACGGCCGCUAGAUUCCUCGUCCAUGUAUGGUGUUCUGAGGAGGCAGGCCGGACUGAAUUUCGAGACGGAUUUGGUGAAGGAGAGAGACCACACAGGUUAA